AAGCCAGCCAGCCAGCCAGCCCCAAACUCCCGCUUCUGGGGGACAGGCAUUCCGGACUGUCCAUCUGUCCCUCCAUCCCCCUCCACGCGGAUCUUAGAUCCCCGUCCUCCCUCUCUUGCGGCCGCCUCCUUCUCCGCUCAGGACGGGGGUGCCAAGAUGCCCAGCGGCCGCGCAGGGGCCCGGGCCGCCCCCGACGUGUGACCCCAGCUUGGUCCCCCUGCUCGGCUGUCCGCCGCCCUCUCCGUGGACAACCCCGGCACGGCCUCCGGGGGAGGAGGAGGAGGAGGAAGAAGAAGAAGACGCUGCAGAAGUCGAGAGGGGGAUGUCGUCGGGCUCCAAAAAAGGCGUGAGCCCCCCGGGGGGCGCCGCGUCCCGAGGAGGCCCGGAGCACCGUUCCGCAUGGGGACAGGCCGAUCCCCGGGCCAACGGCUACCCGCACGCUCCCGGGGGCUCCAGCAAGCAAGCUGGGGGGCCGGGGACCCCGCAGCAGCAGCAGCAGCAGCGCUUGGCUAGCCGCUGGCGAGGGGAUGAUGACGACGACGACCCCCUGGCCGGCGGCUUCGGCUUCAGCUUUCGCUCCAAGUCCGCUUGGCAGGAGCGCGGUGGCGACGAUUGCGGGCGCGGCAGCCGGAGGCAGCGGCGGGGCGCGGCCGGCGGCGGGGGCAGCAACCGGGCACCCCCUGCCGGCGGCAGCGGCGGCUCGGCGGCAGCGGCGGCUGCAGCGGGGGGCCCCGAAGUGCGCCCCCGCUCCGUGGACCUGGGCCUGGAAGAGCGGCGGGGCAAAGGCCGCGCCGCCGACGACCUCGAAGGCGCCGUCGAGGGCGACGUCCAGGAGCCCGGCGAUGCUUGCAGCCUUGCAGGGUCGGGCCGGGGCCGGGGCCCGGGCGCGGUGCUGUCCCUGGGUGCCUGCUGCAUGGCGCUGCUGCAGAUCUUCCGCUCCAAAAAGUUCCCCUCGGACAAGCUGGAGCGGCUGUACCAGCGCUACUUCUUCCGCCUGAACCAGAGCAGCCUCACCAUGCUGAUGGCCGUGCUGGUCCUCGUGUGCCUCGUCAUGCUGGCCUUCCACGCGGCCCGGCCCCCGAUCCAGCUGCCCUACUUGGUGGUGCUGUCGGUGGCCGUGGGUGUCAUCCUGGUGAUGGCCGUGCUCUGCAACCGCGCGGCCUUCCACCAGGACCACAUGGGUCUGGCCUGCUACGCGCUCAUCGCCGUGGUGCUGGCGGUCCAGGUGGUGGGCCUCUUGCUGCCCCAGCCUCGAAGCGCCUCCGAAGGCAUCUGGUGGACCGUGUUCUUCAUCUAUACCAUCUACACGCUGCUGCCCGUGCGCAUGCGGGCCGCUGUGCUCAGCGGGGUCCUCCUGUCUGCUCUCCACUUGGCCAUUGCCCUUCGCACCAAUGCUGAGGAUCAGUUCCUACUCAAGCAGCUUGUCUCCAAUGUCCUCAUUUUCUCCUGCACCAACAUUGUGGGUGUCUGCACCCACUACCCGGCUGAGGUCUCACAGAGACAAGCCUUCCAGGAGACCCGGGAGUGCAUCCAGGCACGACUCCACUCACAGCGGGAGAACCAGCAGCAGGAGCGGCUGCUGCUGUCUGUCCUACCCCGCCAUGUUGCCAUGGAGAUGAAAGCAGACAUCAACGCCAAGCAGGAGGAUAUGAUGUUCCAUAAGAUUUACAUCCAGAAACAUGACAACGUGAGCAUCCUGUUUGCUGACAUCGAGGGCUUCACAAGUCUGGCAUCUCAGUGCACUGCCCAGGAGCUGGUCAUGACCCUCAAUGAGCUUUUCGCCCGCUUUGACAAGCUGGCUGCGGAAAAUCACUGUUUACGCAUUAAGAUCUUGGGGGACUGUUACUACUGCGUCUCAGGGCUGCCUGAAGCCAGGGCUGACCACGCCCAUUGCUGCGUGGAGAUGGGCAUGGACAUGAUUGAGGCCAUCUCGUUGGUCCGGGAGGUGACAGGGGUGAACGUGAACAUGCGCGUGGGAAUCCACAGCGGGCGAGUACACUGCGGUGUCCUUGGUCUCAGGAAGUGGCAGUUCGACGUCUGGUCUAACGACGUCACGCUGGCCAACCACAUGGAAGCCGGAGGCAAAGCGGGACGCAUCCAUAUCACCAAGGCCACACUCAACUACCUGAACGGGGACUACGAGGUGGAGCCGGGCUGUGGGGGCGAGCGCAACGCCUACCUCAAGGAACAUAGCAUUGAGACCUUCCUCAUCCUGCGCUGCACCCAGAAACGGAAAGAAGAAAAGGCUAUGAUCGCCAAGAUGAACCGCCAGAGAACCAACUCAAUUGGACAUAACCCCCCACCCUGGGGAGCUGAGCGCCCCUUCUAUAACCACCUGGGCGGCAACCAAGUGUCCAAGGAGAUGAAGCGGAUGGGCUUCGAAGACCCCAAGGACAAGAAUGCCCAGGAAAGUGCAAACCCAGAGGAUGAAGUGGAUGAAUUUCUGGGCCGAGCCAUUGAUGCCAGGAGCAUCGACAGGCUUCGGUCUGAGCACGUCCGCAAGUUCCUCCUGACCUUCAGGGAGCCUGACUUAGAGAAGAAGUACUCCAAGCAGGUGGAUGACCGAUUUGGUGCCUAUGUGGCGUGCGCCUCACUCGUCUUCCUCUUCAUUUGCUGUGUGCAGAUCACCAUUGUGCCCCACUCACUCUUCAUGCUGAGUUUCUACCUGACCUGCUUCCUGAUGCUGACCUUGGUGGUGUUUGUGUCUGUGAUCUACUCCUGUGUAAAGCUGUUUCCCAGCCCGCUGCAGACCCUCUCCAGGAAGAUCGUGAGGUCCAAGAUGAACAGCACUUUGGUUGGGGUGUUCACCAUCAUUCUGGUGUUCCUGUCGGCCUUUGUCAACAUGUUCAUGUGCAACUCCAGGGACCUAUUGGAUUGCGUAGCAAAGGAACACGACAUCAACAGAAGCCAGGUGAAUGCCUGCCACGUGGUGAACUUAGCCAUCAACUACAGCCUGGGCAUCGAGCAGGGCUUCUGCGACAGCCCCCGGCCCAACUGCAACUUCCCAGAGUAUUUCACUUACAGUGUGCUGCUCAGCCUGCUGGCCUGCUCCGUGUUCCUGCAGAUCAGCUGCAUCGGGAAACUGGUGCUCAUGCUGGCCAUCGAGCUCAUCUACGUGCUCAUCGUCGAGGUGCCUGGCGUCACGCUCUUCGACAAUGCCGACCUGCUGGUCACCGCCAAUGCCAUAAAUUUCAACAACAGUGGAACCUCCCAGUGCCCUGAGCAUGCAACCAAGGUGGCGCUGAAGGUGGUGACGCCUAUCAUCAUCUCCGUGUUCGUGCUGGCCCUUUACCUGCAUGCCCAGCAGGUGGAGUCUACCGCCCGCCUUGACUUCCUCUGGAAACUGCAGGCCACAGAGGAGAAAGAGGAGAUGGAGGAGCUGCAGGCCUACAACCGACGCCUGCUGCACAAUAUCCUGCCCAAGGAUGUGGCGGCGCACUUCCUGGCUCGUGAGCGGCGCAAUGAUGAGCUUUACUACCAGUCCUGCGAGUGUGUGGCCGUCAUGUUUGCCUCCAUCGCCAACUUCUCCGAGUUCUAUGUGGAGCUGGAAGCCAACAACGAAGGAGUUGAGUGCUUGCGGCUGCUCAACGAGAUCAUUGCCGACUUUGAUGAGAUCAUCAGUGAGGACCGGUUCCGGCAACUGGAGAAAAUCAAGACUAUCGGCAGCACCUACAUGGCCGCUUCCGGCCUCAAUGACACUACUUAUGACAAGGCGGGCAAGAGCCACAUCAAAGCUCUGGCUGACUUUGCCAUGAAGCUGAUGGACCAAAUGAAAUACAUCAAUGAGCACUCCUUCAACAACUUCCAGAUGAAGAUUGGGCUCAAUAUCGGCCCUGUGGUGGCCGGCGUGAUCGGGGCACGUAAGCCUCAGUAUGACAUCUGGGGCAAUACAGUGAACGUGGCCAGCCGCAUGGACAGCACAGGGGUGCCUGACCGAAUCCAGGUCACCACAGACAUGUACCAGGUGCUGGCUGCCAACACCUACCAGCUGGAGUGCCGAGGUGUGGUGAAAGUCAAGGGCAAGGGCGAGAUGAUGACCUACUUCCUCAACGGAGGGCCCCCACUCAGCUAGCAGUUCCCACUGUGCUGCAGGCCACCGGGCCUCCAAGGAAAUGGAUAUGGCUUCUUUGUGCGCCUUGAGGAGGGCGAGGGAAGGAUGCCCUGCACUCCAGCAGGUGGGGCCGUCCUGGUGAGGGUCUCCACUUAGACUCCAGAAGCAGCUUCUGCCUUGGCAGGGGUAGGGGGGGUGACGGCAGCCUCCAUCCCAGGCCCAGGGGUACCAGCGUCCUGCGAGCCCCAAGCUGACCAAAGAUGUUCCCCUCUGUCGAAGACUCCGCUAGACUUGACCUGAAUCUUGAGUUCCCUGAAGGGUGCUGCUGUGUGUUGGGAAGGGGCAGUCGGGGUGGUAGCCUGGGUUGGCGGGGGACCUCAACUGGGACCCCAUCACUGCCCACCCCCAGGAACCUGCUUUUCCAAGUGAGCCUUGAUAUUCUGGGGGCUUUGGGGCAGGAGUGCUACCGGCUUUACUACAAUAUCCCAACACCCAACCACACACAGUCAGGGCCCCUAUGUCGGGGCCAAGCUCAUGCCAGGAGGAGGCUAGAGGACCUGAAGCAAGGCGUGGUGGUUCAAAGAGAAAGAAAAUAUUUAUUAAAUAAAACAAACCACG
Molecule: messenger RNA, 4669 nt
Organism: Suncus etruscus (white-toothed pygmy shrew)
Lineage: Eukaryota; Metazoa; Chordata; Mammalia; Eulipotyphla; Soricidae
Gene: ADCY5
Product: adenylate cyclase 5
Exons: 21
Coding region: 323-4072 (1249 amino acids)
Biological process (GO): adenylate cyclase-inhibiting G protein-coupled receptor signaling pathway; cAMP biosynthetic process; adenylate cyclase-activating G protein-coupled receptor signaling pathway
Cellular component (GO): plasma membrane
Molecular function (GO): adenylate cyclase activity
Source: RefSeq, a predicted model, not a curated record